Knipowitschia caucasica is the source of this 1416-nucleotide messenger RNA. The record is from the annotation of a GenBank genome assembly. Lineage: Eukaryota; Metazoa; Chordata; Actinopteri; Gobiiformes; Gobiidae.
AUGUCGGAGGAUAACAACGCAGACAAGUUUAUUAAGGAGUCUUCCAUUCUUGAUGAAUAUAACAUAAACUGGACACAGAAGUUAGGAGCUGGUAUUAGUGGACCUGUGCGAGUAUGCGUGAAAAAGUCAACUCAGGAACGACUGGCCCUCAAGAUCCUCAUCGAUCGCCCCAAGGCAAGGAAUGAGGUGCGCCUCCAUAUGAUGUGUGCGCAACACCCAAACAUAGUUCAGAUUUUGGAGGUGUAUGCUAACAGUGUCCAGUUCCCACAUGAGUCCAGCCCCAGAGCUCGUCUCCUCAUCGUCAUGGAGAUGAUGGAGGGAGGGGAGCUUUUCCACAGAAUCAGUCAGCACAGACAUUUCACUGAAAAGAUGGCCAGCCAGGUCACAAAGCAGAUCAGUCAGGCCUUGGAACACUGUCACUCCUUAAACAUCGCACAUCGAGAUCUGAAACCAGAAAACCUGCUGUUUAAAGACAACUCUCUUGAUGCCCCUGUGAAGUUGUGUGAUUUUGGUUUUGCCAAAAUUGACCAAGGAGACUUGAUGACGCCUCAGUUCACUCCUUACUAUGUAGCACCUCAGGUACUUGAGGCACAAAGAAGACACCAGAAGGAAAAAUCUGGAAUAAUACCUACCUCACCAACUCCCUACACAUACAACAAGAGCUGUGACUUGUGGUCCCUGGGUGUGAUCAUCUAUGUCAUGUUGUGUGGAUAUCCUCCAUUCUAUUCAAAGCACCACAGUCGAACAAUCCCCAAAGACAUGAGGAAGAAAAUCAUGACCGGCAGUUUUGACUUUCCCGAAGACGAAUGGAGCCAGAUAUCUGAGAUGGCCAAGGACAUUGUGCGAAAACUGCUGAAGGUAAAACCAGAGGAGAGGCUGACCAUAGAGGGCGUUCUGACCCACCCCUGGCUCAACUGCACGGAGGCCUUGGACAAUGUGCUGCCCUCUGCUCAGAUGAUGAUGGAUAAGGCUGUAGUAGCAGGCAUCCAACAGGCCCAUGCAGAGCAGCUCGCCAACAUGAGGAUACAGGAUCUCAACAUCAGCCUCAAGCCGCUUAACUCCGUCAACAACCCUAUUCUCAGGAAACGGAAACUACUCGGGCCCAAGCCCACGGAUGGUUUCUUCAUUCAUGACUCUGAAAAUGGCGAUGAAGAUGCAAACAUUGCACUUGAAAAGCUCCGAGACGUCAUUGCACAGUGUAUUCUCCCCCAGGAAGGAGAAAAUGUGGACGAGAAGCUGAACGAGGUGAUGUAUGACGCCUGGAGGUUCAACAGAGACUGUAAACAGCUCAGAGACGGACUGCAGGGGCUCAGCUGGGACGGUCGAGCUUUCUCUGAUAAAGUCGACCGGUUGAAGUUGGCUGAAAUCAUAAAACAGGCGAUUGAAGAAAAGACAAAUCUCCAAGAAUCACACUAG